UUAAAUUGAGCACGUUGCUGUGUCAGACUCACUGGACAUUACUGGAUAGCAAAGUUACUUCACUCAGUUGGUGGCUAACGAUAGCUAAAACUCAUAUAAAACAAAUUGAAUCUCGGCGUGUAAUGUACAUGAGUCGUGUACAACGCCGUAUUUUUUAACGUCUGGAAUCGUAUACGGUAAAUAACGAAACGCACGUAUACACCAGAAAACAUCUUCUCUUGACAGUGAAAAAUACCUGGGUGCAUUCUGGUGUACAACUAGCAGUAGGCGCCAAGUCUCACUCGGCAACGUAGCUUGAGAGAACUGAGGAGCACUCAUCCUCCGUCGAUGACAACAUGGAGUAAACAUGGCCCACAAGAGCAUUUUUAUUGAAGCUCUAGAUAGAUCAGAGGCCAAGAGAGAUGGAGGUUACAGACAGAGCUGGAGCUUCUCUCUCUCUGGCGACUGUGAGGAGCAGAGGAGGCACGACUUUCCUAUGAGCAUGGAUGAAGUAGUAGGAGGACCGCAGGAGCUCUCCCCCGAGGGGCUGAAGUCUCCCCCACUGAGGCAUUACCCCUCCCUGGACCCCCAGAGGGUUUACGACAGGAGGCCAAACCACCCCAAUCAUUUUAGGACUUUAAACAAAAUGGGAACCAAUAGAAUGCUCAGUGACAGUCCUCACCAGGUAGCAGCGUCGCAACAGAUGCCCAACAGAACCAAUUACUUCAUCCUCAGCCCCUCGCCCUCGCAGGGUUUGGUCAUGCAGGGGAGAACGUUCCAGCACGCGCAUGGCCCCUCACCCUUACGGAAACCCGCCCAAAGCAAUUUUGACUUGAAAGAAAGAAAUGACUUCAGCACUCAGUCGAUCCAAAGAGUAGACAUCGAGAGCAUUACACUCACCUGCCCAGACACCUCAGAUGUCGAUGACUGUCAGAUUAAGAGGCGUUUUACACAGAAGCGGAGGCCUUUACACGACCUCAUGGGCACUUUCUCCUCCCCCGCACAGACUGUAGAGCCCCAGCCCCAUCCUCUCCUCCAGCCCCACGAGUAUUUCUCGGUGUGCGGGAAGUGCAACCAGCCCAGCGAGGACCACACCAAGUGCCAGAACUGUGGCAGCGCCCUCCCAGCGGAGACCUUCUCCUCCCCCACCAUCAUCCCUCAACACCACCACCACCAACAACAGCAGCACCACCACCACCAACAACAGCAGCAGCAGCUCCACCACCUCCAACCGCACCAACCGCAGCACCACCUGCCCCAUCACCCUGCCCAACAUCAUCUUCCCCAUCACCAACCGCAGCAUCAGCAACUGCAGCAUCCACAUCCGCAUCCACAGCAGCAUCCGCAUCCACAGCAGCAUCCGCAUCCACAUCCACAGCAGCAGCAUCAGCAGCAUCAUCCACAGCAACAGCAACAGCAGCAAUUGCACCAUUACCAGCCACAAAUCCACCACGCGUCCCAGCUCACCCCGACCCCGACCCCCACCCCGUCCCCAUUUUCCAGGACCCCCAUCCGCCCCAGCCCCCACCCCACCCACAGCCUCAACCACAACAGCAGUCACAUCAUCAAUAACAUCAUGGUCAACAACUCCCCGUCCCCCAGCAGCAGCUCCCUCAACUCCUCCUUCAACUCCCAGCAGUCGUCCCCGUCUGCUCUCUCCAGCGGCUCCCCGCUGGCCACCAAGAGCUUCUACGGUGCUGCGGCCGCCGGCGGCCUGCACUCGCCCCGCCUGGACCUGCACUCGCCCCGCCUGGACCUGCACUCACCCCGCGUGGACCUGCACUCGCCCCGCGUGGAGGUGGCCAACAUGAAUCCUCCCGCCCGCACCACCACCACCACCACCACCACCCGCACCAACCUGCUCGUACCGCACAACGGCGGCACCGGUGGUGGUGGUGGCGGAGGUGGUGGUGGUGGUGGUGGUGGGGGUAGUGGUGGUGGUCGGGCGUCUUCUUCAUGUGCGGUCCUGGCGGGAAGCCCGGCGGCCUCCACGUCCUCUUACGUGGCCAAAAUCUCGAACUGUAAGAAGCACUUGCUCGGCAAGCCUCAAAUCAACGACCCCAUUGUUGUGUUGUCCAGCGACGACGAGGAGGAGGCGGCGGAUAACGCCAGUACGGGCAGCGUGAACCGGCUGGACAGCGUGUCGCCGCGGCCGGCCGACUCGGCCCACUCCUCGCCAGCGCCCUCCGGUGGGAAGGUGGAGGCGGCCGUGAAGGGCCCGGCCGAGCAGCAGGACGAGACGGGCGGCGACUACUUCACUGAGAUCACAGACUCACGACUAAAGGCGCCGAGGAAGCCACGCACGAAAGAUAAGCAUGGAAAUCCAUUGUGUGAGGAUCACUCCACUCCCAAGAGGCGCAAGGUGACUCCCCCCAAACCCCCAAAACUAGAGAGCAUCAUCCUGGAGUGUCGCAGUGUCCGAAUAGGCACCUUACGGCGGAUGGUCACCAAACCAGUCAUCUUCUCAUCAGAAUUCAUCCAGCUUGAAACUGAAACAGACCGUAACGUGGACACGCUGGAGAAGGUGCGUCUGCGUGCCUCUGAGCUGACGAGCUGCGAGUGGUGUAACGUGAGGAAGCUGCCCGUGCUGUUCUUCCAGACCAGCGCCGCAGAGUGCGAACGCCUCCGGCAGCAGCUGCACAUGAGCCAGGAGAGCGGAGGCCUGUGGUACGACUGCAGUGGCAAGGAUCUGGACGAGAAGUACAUCGUGCUGAUCUUCGAGAACGGGCUGUCCAUGAAUGAGCAGAUGAUCCUGGAGGAGAUCCUGGUGGACAUCGGCCGGACCAACAACCUCCCCGACUUCCCGUCGAAGCUCACCUUCACCGAGGCCAACGUCAGGCUCGUGCAAUACAACAAGGCAGCCAAGGAGAAGGAGAAAGUCAAGGUGCAGGUGCAGGAGAAUGCCCAAAAGGCGGCAACUGCAACGACGACUGCAACGGCAACAGCAAACUCCCCGGCACCGACCACCGCAGUUACGACUAACUCAAGCCCGGCCUCUACAACCACGGCUGCCGCCGCCUCCUCUUCCUCCUCCUCCUCCUCCUCUUCUUCCUCACCCACCACUACCACCACCACCUCCACAACCACCACCACCGCCGCUGCUGCUGCUGCUGUUGCUCCUGCUGCUCCUGCUGCUGCCUCCUCCCCCAACACCUCCACCACCUCCAGCCCCGCGACUCCCCAGCCCGCCCCCCCACCCCCGGCCAGGACGCGCAUGUCCACCCGCCUCCACUCCUGCUUCGAGGACGAGGAUGACGAUGAAAUGGAUCUACAGCCUACCUUCACCGGUCCUGUAGUAAAGCUCAUGGUGUACCCCCCUCCCCCGGCCAAGGGAGGAAUAUCCGUGACCAACGAAGACCUUCACUGCCUCAACGACGGAGAAUUCCUCAACGAUGUCAUCAUCGACUUUUAUUUAAAGUAUUUGUUUCUAGAGCGAUUGAAAAAGGAGGAUGCAGGCAGAAGCCAUGUCUUCAGCUCCUUCUUCUACAAGCGUCUGAAUCAGCGCGAGAGGAGAAAUGCGACGGACGCGGAAAAACUCCCCAUCCAGAAGAGAAAGCACAACCGGGUGAAGACCUGGACUCGCCACGUCGACCUUUUCCAGAAGGACUUCAUUUUCGUCCCCAUCAAUGAGUCAGCUCAUUGGUACCUGGCGGUCAUCUGCUUCCCCGGUCUGGAGGGCCCCAAGCUGGAGCCCAACCCGCUCUACCAGCCCCCGUCCCAGAUGCAGGCCGGCUGCUCCCGGGCCAGUCCCGCCGUGCUCGACCAUCGGGGAGACCCCGCCCCGCUAGCGUCGUCGGCCCCCGGAUCCUCCGCCUCCACCUCCGGUUGCGGUUCGUCCACAGGCCACCCCUCUCCGCCCCCCAGCACGGCUCCCGUGGCCUGCCCAGCCGGACCCACUGCAUCCAGCCAGCAGCUCCAGGCCGGCCAGCCUGCGAGCUCCCUCCUGCCACAGGACGGCGUAGGAGUUGGCCACGGCAUGAACGGCCAGCCCAAGGCCCCACAGGCACCACACUACUCAGAUGGUUUGCGCAGGAUCAGCGUAUGUUACGGAUCAGGGAGCAGCCAUGAUGACACUUUUGUCUUUUCUGAUGAGAGAAGCUUAAGUCCGGAUGAGUGUAGUGAGGACGGGGCGUUGGCCGACGAGCCACCCAACUCGGAGGGCAUGGAGUGGACCUCAAAGCCCACCCUAUGCAAACAGCCGUGUAUCCUCAUCAUGGACUCUUUACGAGGACCAGCCAGAUCUACAGUCGUAAAAACGCUGAGAGAAUACCUGGAGGUGGAGUGGGAGGUGCGUAAGGGCACCCAGCGGAGCUUCGGCAAGGAUGUCAUGAAGGGCUCGAGUCCAAAGGUGCCUCAGCAGGACAACUUCAGCGACUGUGGCGUCUACGUCCUGCAGUAUGUGGAGAGCUUCUUCGAGAACCCACUCCCCAGCUUCCACCUGCCCAUGAACCUGUCGGAGUGGUUCGCUCAGGAGCGCAUGAAGCGUAAGCGGGACGAGAUAAAAGAGCUGAUCCUGAAGCUGCAGGCCAAGCAGCAGGCGGAGGGCAUCUCUCCGGGCCUCGGGGACGAGGACGUGGACGGGGAAGACGGUGACGGACUGGACGUACAGGACAUCCCCGUCACCUCCUGAGGGGGGGAGGAAGAGGGGGUCUACUGCUCUGAUUGUCCUCUGGUGUUACCACCCGCUUGUGUGCUCCCGCAUCGAGACUCUUUAUCAUGCACAUUGGGGUUCUGUCUGGGGCAACCUCCACACCUCUCCAUCUCCCUUCCCGACCCACUCCAGGCCCAUCCUGCCCCUUCCCCCCCCCCAUGGAAUGGAUGGAUGAGGGGAGGGAGAGAAGGAAGGAAGGGGAUGGAAAGGGAAAGGGGUUGCUGGUUUCUGAAGUCUACAGACCUUUCAUCUCCACUUGCCCUUCCCAUCUGUGAUUGUAGACUGCUGGAUAAGUUCUCCUUUCAAAACCUGUAACGAAAACGAAAAAAAAAAAAAAAAAAGUAAAGAGAGAGAAAAAAAUCAAACCGUUAAACAAAACACAUCUCUUUCCCUCCCUUCCAUUACAUUAACCACAACUGUCAGACUUCAAAGACGACAACAAAAAGAGAGAGAGAAAGAAAGAAAAAAAGACAAACAUUUUUAAUUUGUAUUGAAUAAAAUUAAUAAAAGUGUACAUACUGUGA
Engraulis encrasicolus (European anchovy) is the source of this 5154-nucleotide messenger RNA. It is a transcript of the gene senp6a, whose product is annotated as SUMO specific peptidase 6a. Gene Ontology annotation, biological process: regulation of kinetochore assembly; proteolysis; regulation of spindle assembly. The transcript has 24 exons. The coding region runs from base 347 to 4609 and encodes 1420 amino acids. Gene Ontology annotation, cellular component: cytoplasm; nucleus. NCBI's taxonomy places the organism in Eukaryota, Metazoa, Chordata, Actinopteri, Clupeiformes, Engraulidae. Gene Ontology annotation, molecular function: SUMO-specific endopeptidase activity. The record is from RefSeq and is a predicted model, not a curated record.